Messenger RNA from Triplophysa rosa, 4189 nucleotides. RefSeq lists its product as uncharacterized. The coding region runs from base 1799 to 2824 and encodes 341 amino acids. NCBI's taxonomy places the organism in Eukaryota, Metazoa, Chordata, Actinopteri, Cypriniformes, Nemacheilidae. The record is from RefSeq and is a predicted model, not a curated record. The transcript is spliced from 5 exons.
UCUGGUAAAUUUGAAUGAGAGUCAGUAUGAGUCAUAUUUUCCACUGUGAACUGUAAAGGGUGUUUGUUUGUGACAAGGUAAGCAAGGAACAACACAAGUGACUUUGAACUGGAAUGUAACCUAACAACUGCAUCAGCUGACUUUUACUGCACUAAAAGUAUUGUUAAAUUCUAGUAAGAUUGUUUGCAAUCGCAAUGAUCGGAUAUAGAGAUGUCAUAGACUUAAACUACACAGUUAUUAUGGCUGACAGAUUUCACAAUAACAAUAUUUUCACAAUAUCUAUUGGAUUUCAAAAAGAAUUAAUAUACAAUGCUUUUAGUCAAAUAUUUUUUUACUUUGUGUUUUCUUCGUUUGGACAAUGAAUCACACUUAAAAUACAGAUGUAGGGUGAUAAUUUGUAACCAUUUUGGGCAGCAUGUUAAACUGGUCAAACAUAGUAUCAUGUGUCAACCAGAUACUGACACUCACAUUGGGGCGGUUUCCCAGACAACGCUUGAGCGUAGUCUCAGACUAACUUUAAUGUAAACGGUGUCUUGAUUGAAAACAACUUGCACUGGCAUAUCUUAAAAUAUAUCAGUGCGAUUGUUUUGUCUCAAGAUGCACACCAGUGAUGUGUCUUUGUAAAGUAUGCCUUUAAAAACAACUUAAAUAUCCUAAUUUAACCAGGGCCUAGUCCUGGUUUAAGAUAAUCCCUGUCCGGGAAACCGCCCCUUUAUCAAUUGUGAAGUAUUAACACAAUAUUAAUGAUCAUGGUGAAUCAUUUAAACAUUGUUUUGCUUUAGUUUCUGUAGUCACUUCAUGUGACACUUGUUAAAACGCUUGAAAUAUGUAAAUCUGUACGAAAUCUUUUCAUGUUAGGUUAGCUUUUUCUAGAAAAAAAUCAAAUCAAAUCACUUUUAUUGUCACAUCACCAUGUUGUUGAGUGAAAGUCUUGAGUGCGUGCUCCGUACAAAGCAGAAUGUAGUUGGACAUACAACUGUGAUAUACAUACAGUGCAAAGUAUAAUCAGACUGUACAAAAGACAAUAUACAUCAUACACAUAUACACAGUACAAAACAUACCCUACACAAGAUAUACGCAUUAGGUAUUGCCAUUUUGUGACGGUAUUAUCCGUUUUCUUUUUACAGUUUUGUUGAGGUGUAUAGGGUCUUGAGAAGCUGCUAGACAGACCGGUUUCCUCUAGGAAUGUCACAUUUGCAUCUUCACAGACCAGAGAAGUGGGUCUAUCUGGUGUUGGCUUGUGGUCAGAUUUUGGCCACGCCUGCACACAAAUUUAUUUUCCUUUUUCUCUGCACCCCAGUCUUUACUGUGUGUGUUGAAGAGGAUGAUCACCUCUGAUUCUUCAGCAUCUUCAUCACAACCAUUUUUUAAAUAUAUUAUAUCUUUUCGUUGUUUAAACUAAAGUUAGCACCAUGGAUAUUAUCUUCCUAUUUCUGUCAUUCCUGGUUUUGAACGGUAAGAUUAUAUUUUUACCUACUUCAUCUUUCAGUUAAUACACCACCGCUGCUCGCAUGUUUUCCAUACAGACUACAACUGUAACGCGGACUGUCACCCGUUAACUUGUUGAAUCCAUUUGCCGUAUUUAUUGAACACAAUGUUUAUUGUAAACAAAACCAGCGAUCCAAACACAACGUGAAACAGAGUCCGUAAACCAAAAACCGCGAUCAAGAGCUGGCAGAAAGACAUACACGAGAGAACGCUCGGAAAUGGCAAAUAAGUGACGGUGCGUUCCAAACGGUAUAUAUCGCCCUGGGUCGGGCACUUCGGGAAGGAGACACAUCAAACGCCGCAACAAAUCAUGAGAAAAUCACAUUUUUCAAUGUUCCUUUCUGAUGCGGAGAAAAACAUUCGCCCACAGGAGCAGGUUCCGGAAGUGAUGCAGGAGGCUUCAGUGGUAGUCUCAGGGAAUGGCUCCCUCUGGUGGUUGGAAGAAUUGUUGACGGGCACAGGAGUGACGACAACACAGCUGCUGUCUUUAAAUACCUUGUGUGUGUUUGGUGAUGAAGUGAAGUCAGUGUCAGUGACGGAGGGACAUUCUGUUACUCUACACACUGAUACUGAACUACACACAGAUGACAAGAUAAUGUGGUAUUACGGACCUGAAAACACUUUUGUUGCAAGAAUCACAAGAAAGGAUGAGAGCACCAUGUUGUCUGACGAUGAGAUAUUCAGAGACAGACUGAAGAUGAACAAUCAGACCGCAUCUCUCAUCAUCACACACAUCACAUCUCAACACUCUGGACUUUACACACUGAAGAUCAGCAGCAACAAUAAAGUAUCAUACAAGAUCUUCAACAUAACUGCAAAUACCCGUCUGCCUGUUCCCAUCAUCUCCAGAGACUCUUCUCAAUGUUCUUCAUCAUCUUCAUCAUCAUGUUGUUGUGUGUUGUGUUCAGUGAUGAAUGUGUCACAUGAUGUGAGCGUCUCCUGGUACAAAGGAAAGAGUUUAUUGUCCAGCAUCAGUGUGUCUGAUCUCAACAUCAGACUCUCUCUACCUCUGGAGGUGGAAUAUCAGGACACAAACACAUACAGAUGUGUGGUCAACAAUCACAUCACAAACCACACACAACAUCUACACAUCACUCAAAUCUGUCACACGUCUGAAGAUUCCCACAACAUGAUGGUCAUUAUACCAUUAGUUGUAUGUGCUCUUAUGAUCUGUGUGGUGUGCAUGAUCAUCAUCGGUGUGUACAUAUACAAAAGACCAGAUGAUAAAGUAAAUUCCAGCAGUCUGACUCAUGAAGAAGAGAAGUCCAGCCAGAGACUGAUCUCCAGCGAGGCUGAAGACAUGAAUGGACAGGAGAACUUUGGACAAAAACAGUGAUACAUCUAAAAACAUUCACCUGAUGGAUGGACCAACAAUUUUCUAGAAAAGGCGCCAAAACCCACCCCAAACCCUAACUUAUCCCCAUUUCAGAGGCAAAUGAUUGGUGAAUAACAAUGGUUUAGAAGCACUUACCCCCAGCCCCCAAGCAAGAAGGUCGACAAACUCAGAAAAGCCCUUAACAAACUGUGGGUUUGGAUAACACUACACGGUGGACUUUACCUAUGGCAUGUAUAAGCUGCACUUGCGUGAUCUAAAAAAUACCUUGUGCACAUGCGCAGUGCAGUGCUGCUAUGUCUUAUACAUCUUAUGUUUACGUCUAUUAAAAAAAAAUAAACGAAACUCGCCACAAGAGCCUGUUUUAUCCAUUCAGAGGCACGCGCAUAAUUAAGGGAAUGGGGCCACGCGCUGUAUGUUCUGCCGGGCUUUAUAACAUGACAUGAAGCAAAGAGAGAACAUAGUUUAUUCGACAACUUCCAAAUUUGAAAAUAAGGACUCUAUUGACAUCAUACACCCAUCUAAAGACGAAGUUUGAAGUGAGAUGUUACGCUUGCGCAGUGUUACCAGGUCCUGCUACGUUUAAUGUAGACGAUUGGUAAUUUUUUAACGGUUCACUCGGUUGUUUCUUUCCGCGGGUUAAAAGAAUAAUACUGUUGUUCAUCACAUGUUGAUACUUGGGCUAUGCGAGGUCAUUUGAGGUAGUUUUUGGAUCGUUUUGAUUUGUCAAUUGGACUGGAUUUGUUACGCGCGUCUGGCAACCCUAGAUGUGCGCUUGCGCAGACGUUUUGUUCGGAAUAAAUUUCAUGUAGCCUACAUGUAAACACAUUUUUGAAUAGUAUUGCAACAUUUAGGGGACAUGUAAACUACACUGAAAUAACCUGAUAUUGAUAAUUACCUGAUACUGAAAUUAUCUGAUAUUAUAUUGAAUUCAUUCGGAUUGACAAAAAUGGGUGCAUAAAUUUAGCCACUGUGACGUUUUUCGGAGACUGGAAGGGAGGAAAUUGUUUAAUAAAGUUAUUUUUGUUUUAAAAAAUUGUUUCAUAAAAUGAAGGAUGAACCACUGGAGUCACAUGGACUAUUAUAACGAUGUCUAAACUAACUUUCUGUCUAUGGAGAUUCAGAAAGCUCCUGGACCUCAUCAAAACUUUCUUCGUUUAUGUUCCCAUUCCCAAGAUGAACCGAGGUGUUACGGUUGUGUGACGAUUUAAAGGGGAGUAAUCCAUGACAGAAUUUUCAUUCUGCAUGAAAUAUCCCUUUGAAUUUAUACAUUUACAAACUAUGGUUCAACGUUCACCAAACUUUUUAACCCUCAUGCACCCGCAUGGACAUUUUUGUCCUUUUAAAUUAUUUUGUCACUUUGGUUGU